This is a messenger RNA of Naumovozyma dairenensis CBS 421, 492 nucleotides long. RefSeq names its product H(+)-transporting V0 sector ATPase subunit c' (gene VMA11). Bases 1 to 492 code for a protein of 163 amino acids. The transcript has a single exon. Gene Ontology annotation, molecular function: proton-transporting ATPase activity, rotational mechanism. Gene Ontology annotation, biological process: proton transmembrane transport. Gene Ontology annotation, cellular component: proton-transporting V-type ATPase, V0 domain. The record is from RefSeq and is a predicted model, not a curated record. NCBI's taxonomy places the organism in Eukaryota, Fungi, Ascomycota, Saccharomycetes, Saccharomycetales, Saccharomycetaceae.
AUGUCAUCAACAGAAGUGAACCAAUACGCACCAUUAUAUGCCCCAUUUUUUGGCUUUGCCGGCUGUGCAGCAGCCAUGAUUCUAUCUAACGUGGGUGCCGCCAUUGGUACGGCCAAAUCAGGUAUCGGUAUUUCCGGUAUUGGUACAUUUAAACCAGAAUUGAUAAUGAAAUCUUUGAUUCCCGUCGUCAUGAGUGGUAUCUUGGCCAUUUAUGGUCUAGUUGUGGCCGUUUUGAUUGCUGGGAAUAUUUCACCAACUCAAGAUUAUACUUUAUUUAAUGGAUUUAUGCAUUUAAGUUGUGGUCUUUGUGUUGGAUUUGCUUGUUUGAGUAGUGGGUAUGCUAUUGGAAUUGUUGGUGACGUUGGUGUAAGGAAAUUUAUGCAUCAACCUAGAUUAUUUGUCGGGAUUGUUUUAAUACUUAUUUUCUCUGAAGUUUUAGGUUUAUAUGGGAUGAUUAUUGCAUUGAUUUUGAAUACUAAAGGUUCUGAAUAA